AUGGAAACCCCAGAGACAAUUGAAUGCGUGUUUUCUUUCCUCUAUCUAGGAAAAUAUCGAGACGACGGGCAUAUUGCUGAAUUCCAACCUGGGGCAACCGAUUCUUUCAAAUCUUCUGUCGAUGAGAUCGGCUCGGGUAAUUCACAGGAUGCUUCGACUGACUUGGAAAACCCAAAGGAAAUCGCUUUGAAUAAUGUUGGAGUAUUUGUCGCGGCUGACAAGUUCGGAAUCAGUUCAUUGACAUCUCUCGCAACUCACAAAUUCCGCCAACAUUUGGAUGCACGUUGGAAAUCGCCUUUAUUCUCCCAGAUUAUCCGCGAGUUCAUCGAGUUACUCCCUGCUCAUGACACGAUCUGGAAGAGGUAA
This is a messenger RNA of Penicillium manginii, 366 nucleotides long. Its product is annotated as BTB/POZ protein. Lineage: Eukaryota; Fungi; Ascomycota; Eurotiomycetes; Eurotiales; Aspergillaceae. The transcript has a single exon. The record is from RefSeq and is a predicted model, not a curated record. Bases 1 to 366 code for a protein of 121 amino acids.